AUGUUCAACAUAUCAAAGCAUGACUGGGCAAACAGCCAUGGGCCUUUCAAGGAACUUGUUGGAAUGGGGACCGAACAAUUAUGGGUAGAAAAGUGUAACAUACAUCUUGCUGAACUGGCUAAAAUAGUUUCUGAUGCUACAUGUACAGUCACUACUACUAUUGAAAAUGGACAAGAUGAUGAACGUAUCUCUGGUACAGUGGACCGUACUGAUACUGUUGUUGAUACUGAACUCACUGAAGCUGCUAGCAGUAGGGAGAAGCGCAAAGCCACCGAGGAACUCAUUGAACAGUUGACGGUGCCAUCAAAGAGAAAUUGUAAUGAAAAUAAACCCAAAGAUGAUUUUCAAGCACAUGUAGAAAAUUGUCGCAUUGGUAAGUUACAUGUACUGUAUUUUGGGUUUUAUUUACGGUGUUUCACAAUAUUGAUGGUUUGCAAUCAAUCUCAUGAAUGAUAAUGGUGUCUGUCUGAUGUCGGCUGGAUCUGACAACAGCAAUUAUAACAUACACUGUACAGUGUAUUCUUUUGUGUUAUUCUAUAUCUCCAACAUGGCUGUCAUGAUGCCAUAUGCAAACUAUCAAUACAGGUAUGCCGUAGUACUGUACAUCUUAAGGCAACCCACUAUUCUACGAGGCUUGGUUUUUCAUAAUCUUACUAAUUUGCAUUUUCUUGUCUUUUGCUGAAAGGCAAGGCAGGUGGCAUAGGAGGUCUGAUAUACUCAAUACUAAUGUUAACGCGUUCCAAAGUAAAUUGGACUUUUCCAAAGUAUUUUUUUUCCCGAAACAAAUAGGAAAAUAGCAGGAAAAUGUGGAGCGUCAACAUUUUUUGCUUAAAAAUUUAGUAUUUUCGGAGUUGUUAUGAAAUAUAACCAUUUGCUACAAAAAUAUGAAAUUUUAUUGAAAAUGGAGAAAUUCAAAAUUGCAGUACAUGCAUUAAAUAAAUACUGAGACUGGAUGUUAUAAAUACUACAUUACAACAAUAUUUUUUAAACGUGGAGGGUUCAGAAUUUCUGAACCCAAAAAGCAAAGCCUUAAAAUGAAAGGUUCACAAUUUCUGACACCCCAAUGAAUAAAUGUAACGAAAUAGUCACAUAUUCUAACGUUUAUAUCUGUGACAGAUAAUAAUUCCGCAAUAUCUCACUCAAAAUGCAAAGCCUUAACAUGA
Messenger RNA from Paramuricea clavata, 1163 nucleotides. Lineage: Eukaryota; Metazoa; Cnidaria; Anthozoa; Malacalcyonacea; Plexauridae. The record is from the annotation of a GenBank genome assembly.